GAUGAAAAAGUGCUCAAAUUGAGGAUCGAUUUAAGGAAAUGCGAACAACAGGUGUUGCUAUUGAAACAGAAACAUCAGGGAGAUGUCGAUGAGUACGACAAUCGACUGGAUUUACUUAACAGUCAGUUGAGACAAUCGACUCUCGCCGCUAAACAACUCCAACAAAAAAAUCAUUUGUUAUACAAAGAAAUCCUAAAUAUGAAGAACGGAACGCAAAAUACAAUGAAAUUAAAUGAGAACUCAAACAAUAAUAAUCAUAAAGAAAGUGAUGGCCAGAAGUUCGGGUGUUAUAUCUGUGACGACAACAUUCAAACACUGCAAGAAUCGUCGCUCGACUUUCUGCUGACACAGAAAUUGAGUUUCGAUGCAAACAAUGAACACAAACCCCAUUCAAAGAAUCCUUCCAUUCCUUUGAUGAGAACUCAAGAGAACGGUUCCAAUGGAGAACAUAAACAACAAACCGAAGUGCCAUUCAGUGAUACGAGUCAUGCCAUAAGAAUCACUCCAAACACUUGUGCCAAACAUAAUAAUAAUGAUAAACAAAAUGCCAUUCAAUUAAUGCAUGCAAACCAUAGCAAACAGAUAGCGGACACUAAAGCCGAAGACAUGAAAAUCAACAAAAAUACUUUGAAUUAUAUUAAUAAACAAAAAGAAGAGCACAUUUCGCACGAAGAUUACAACAAAGACAUAUCAAAUACAUUCGAUGACUGG
This is a messenger RNA of Medioppia subpectinata, 711 nucleotides long. Lineage: Eukaryota; Metazoa; Arthropoda; Arachnida; Sarcoptiformes; Oppiidae. The record is from the annotation of a GenBank genome assembly.